Molecule: messenger RNA, 5576 nt
Organism: Haliotis rufescens (red abalone)
Lineage: Eukaryota; Metazoa; Mollusca; Gastropoda; Lepetellida; Haliotidae
Exons: 8
Coding region: 91-2889 (932 amino acids)
Molecular function (GO): protein binding
Source: RefSeq, a predicted model, not a curated record
UUCCAAUGCGCAUGCGUCAAGUAAGAAGCCAUGUUUUGAUGUUUAUUUGUGUGCGAAAUUUUGUGAUAAAUAUUCCCCCAGACUGCGAAAAUGAGGAUAAUUACAGCCUUAUUUUUAGUUUUGGUGCCUUCAAUGGCAACUAAAGAAUAUGCAGAUGAUAUUUCACAACUUCUGAAAGACCCACAGCUUAUAUAUGACCUUGUUAAGCGGCUCGGAAGUGAUGUCGAUAUAUCUUCAUCUCCUCAGAAAAAAUCAUAUUCGGAUAAACAUUCCGAUUCGACGACACAUGAAGGUACUGAUAUUAAUCACGAUCUCGUUAAUAAUGAAGACAAGCCGUCAUGCAAGACUCGUACAUCUGAAAAGACGAUAAUAAGGACCGAAGAUUCUAGACUAGCCGGUGCAAUAUUUCUCGGUUCAUCGGAAAAUAUUGCGACAAAUGAAGAAUGUGUAUCGAAAUGUUGUUCUUCGAAAGGUUGUGAACUUGCUGUUUAUGAGAACAAAACAAAACACAACUGCUACCUGUUUACAUGUCGAGAUGCAGUGACAGGGGAGAACAAGUGCAAGUUUGACAUUCAUGCUGACUAUGUCUCCACAAGAAUAUCCAGCUCAGAUGAGGACACCCUUAAGUCAUUAGACACGCUGGACAGUGGUCAUCAUGUGGAACCAGACCCUGACAGCCUGGCUGGUAGGCAGAAGGAAAAAGUGACAGAACCGACCAUACCCCUUCAUACCGAGGUGAAAUCAACUCCGAGGCCCACACAACUGCCACAUUCAGUGGCCUUGGGUGGUUCCUGUCUAGCUGACUUGAGCUGUGAAGACCCACAUGCUGUAUGCUCAUCAACAGGUUUCUGCAAAUGUCAGGACAGCUACAAUGAGAAAAGUGGUUUCUGCAGAGAGGUAUGUGGCCCAGAUCAGGCAGAGUGCAAGAUUCGAGGGACGUCAUGGGUGGGACCAGACUGCAUCCCGAAGUCCAAGCUUUGUGAUGGUACCACAGAAUGUGCGGAUGGAUCGGAUGAGAGAGACUGCUCCCCUUCAGCACUGGUGGCGGAUAAACAGUUAGAACCAUGGCAAAGGAAAUCCCCAGCAAGUCUCCCUGGUGAUGGGAACUAUGAUAGUAUGGGCUAUGGCAAUGACCUACAGAUCCCUGACUUACCACAGGGAAAGUACUCCAGGACAGAUCUUGAGAAGGAGCUGAGUGACGGCAAGGAAGUGGGACAGGGAGGCUACACUAAGGAUGCUGAUCACUCUGACAAACUCGCUGACAGUGUCAACAAUGCAUACAGCAAUACCAGGGGAAAGGUGCAUGAUUACCAGUACUCAUCUGAUGUGGAUAAAGAGUUGGAGAGAGUAAGCGUGUCUGUGACUGACCGGCCUAUGGUGAAGCCUACAUUCCUCCCAUCUAAGCCAGUGGCAUCAUGGUACAGAGAUGAUGAGACCCCUGAGGGGCCGAGGUUUGAGGACAGGCACAAGGGCAACUCAGAUGUUGCCAGUAAGAGGGUUCACAGGGUCGACACAACUGUUGAGGAAAGUGAAAAUAGACUUCCAGGGACUUCAGGAAACAAGGCUCCAAAGCUUGAUCUACAUGCAGCUGCAGCUGGUCGUCCUGAAGGAAAACCUCGAGCUCCUCAAAGAGCUAAACCUGAGAUUCCUCACUCUCCCUCACAGGCAAGCUUGCCUGAAGCUCAGCCAAGUCAAGUGUAUCUGAAACCCAGCAGUCAGGACUCUGCAUUCCAGACACUGGCCCCUGAUGCCCCAUCACGGGAAGAUGCCAGCAUGAUGGACAAUAAACCUGCCUCUAACAUGGGCUACAGGCCAUUUGACAGACCAUAUUCACCACAUGGCCUGAACAGACAACCCUCAAGGAUCCAGAAAAUAAACUCCAAUAUUCCUGCUCCAGAUUAUGACACCAGUCUGUAUGGGCUUGGGCAGCAACGCCCUUACCCCAUGAGGAGACCAUACCAGCAAGGCCGUCCUAAUGGCCCGUAUCGGAAGUUCCCUGAUACUGGUUUCAACCACCCAUACACAGGAGGCUACAACAACUAUGACUACAAUGACUUUGAUCCCUAUGUUCCCCUCCAAGGCACUGACUACAACAGUCCUGACAACCACAGAACUUAUGGAAGCCAUGACAAAGCGAACUACCCUUUUAAGUCUUAUGGUGGAGACUAUCAUGAUGGAAACAGACCCCAGGACAUGGUACCCUCCCAAGACAUGACAGAUGAACAGGUUACAUCAUCUCAGGAUUCCGUCAAGUCCAACAACUUUCCUGCAGUCACAGAAGACAAACCUACUCAACAAGGCGGUAAAAGUACAGAUGCAGCCUCACACUCUUCAGAGGCUAAAACUGAUACAGCAGUGUCCACUAACAUGGUUAAAGCAGAGAAAAAGCCAGUCAGUGAAGACAAAGAUGACAAGCAUGUGUCCAAUGACAGCCAAAGUAACAAAGAUACCCAACAGACAGACAGCAAAAUGAGACCAACAGAAUCUGAAGAAAAAUUUAGGGAUGACAAAACACAGCCUCUUACUAAGAGCGACACUGCAAUGAAAACAGCUGCUGGCCCGAGUGUGAAACCAGCUGCUGGCCCGAGUGUGAAACCAGCUGCUGGCCCGAGUGUGAAACCAGCUGCUACACCAGAACAACAUCCACAUGUUAAUGUGGUAAGUAACGAAGAGGAGACAGUAUUUCUCACCAAGGAAAAAGUCAUUGUAGCUAGCCCAACAGACAAUGCUCAGGGACCUAUAGUUGCUCUGUCACUUGGUCUGGCCAUAACAGUUAUAUUGCUUGUGUUCGUUGGAUGUCGGCUUAGAAAUGUGAGACGGCGGUUACGAAAAGGACGACCCCUACAUUCCAAUGAGGCAGACUAUCUCAUAAAUGGGAUGUACUUGUAAACAAAAUUAUUUCUGAUCAUUGGUUGUUCAAACAAAAAGUUUGUUUUAAUAUCAUUUAAUUGUGUACAUCAGUGUCCUUGUGUAUCAAAUAUAAAUAAACAUUUUGCCGAGUUGCAAAUCAAAUAUAGAGAGAAAACUUAAACAUUCCUUCAAAGAGGUUUAUGAUAUUAAGUGCAUAAAAUCCUACAUUUAAAUAAUCUCAAGAUGUAUUUUUCUCUAAUCUGAUCUCUAAUUUCAACAAUUCCCACCAAGGACGGAAAUGUACACAUGUACACAUUAAGCCAUAUUAAGCAUUGCCACUCCACUCUCAUGCUCUUAAAGUAACAUUUUAAAGGAAUACAUGAAACCUUUUUAUACUCCGAUUUCUUACUUUUACAUCAGCUUUAAGUGUGUGAAGUGUAUCUUGGAAUUAGAAAUCCAUUGGCAUAUUUUUGACUGAUUUUCAAUGGUAAUUCCUUUAAUCAUUGACUUUAAUUGAAAGGAUAACAUACUCAGUUUAUUAGAACUGUUCUUACUUAAAAAUAUUUCUUUUCUCUUAUUAUCUUAUACUUUAAUGAUGUAGAUAUGCACUGCUAAUUAGGAUGCAAUAUUGUCAGGCUUUGUUAGCCGUUUCCUCCAGCAUCCCCAUGUACAUGUAAUACUGCAGCCCUCCACGUCACUGUGCAUUUCGGCCAAAUCAGCGUUUUCUAUAGGUGUAUACAAAUUAUGAUAUUUGAUCCAAACAUUCAGAAGUGAGGACUGAACUCGAGGUUACCUCUGUUGUGAGGAACAUAUUCAUAUAUGUGUGAAGAAAUAUGUUUGCUUAAUCCUUCUCUAUUCUUUGAAUUACUUCAAAGUAGUAUUGUUUUAUCAGAUGCUAUUGUAAAUAAUUUGUCUGGUUCAUUUUGUUUGUUACUGUGUAUUCAAUCUGGAUCAUUAUGCAGUUGUCAGUUCAGUAUACAGCAGCCAGAAAAAUACAUUCUAAUCAAAACUAUAUUUAUACAUUCCAUUUUAUUUCUUUUGCUCAUAUGUGAUGUUUUGAAAAUAUUGAUUUCUAUCUACCCUUGUUACUCCCUGAGUUACUCGACAUACUUUUUAUCACUGUUGACUUGCUCAUGUCAAAUCAAAUUUUAAUAAAAAAAACUCAUUUAUCACCUGCAAUCAACUACAUUUAUGUAUGCCAAGUUGGUGACUAUUUAGCUCUGCAUUUGUAUUUAUACACUUUGUAGACAUCUUGUUAAACAGUAUUUAGUGUGUCUCUUACUGAUGUGUUGUGAAAUCUGUGCUCUUCAAAUUUUCUUGUAAAUCAAUGAAUUUGAAAUUUCAUGAAUAUGUUUUAAAUCAAACAGUAACAAAAUCAGUCUUCAUCAUGUUCAUGUUUUAUUUUGACAUGGUUGUGCAAGUUCAGUUAAUCUGCUCCAUCUUUCAUUUUAAAAGUUUGAUGAAGAUGUAUGAAUAUUUGUUUACAAAUCCAAUGCAGUGUAUUCAAGUUGAAAUGGUACAUUGCCUGCCUUGCUGGAUUGGAGUGACUGAUGAUUCUAAAUGACAGGUCCGGAUGUGGACUGGUCCAUAUCUUCAUCAUGUAGAUCCUAAUUUUGUGCACGGACAAGAAUCUGCUUGCAUUCCACGUCAUCGAAGUCCGUGCUUAUAUAGUGGGGCCAAGCCAGCUUUAUGCAAGUGGGUUCUCAUCAAAUGUAUGCUAUUUAAUGUUAGCAGACAUCUCUGUGACAUGAUGCAUCAGUAACUUAUGUGCAACCAUGGUAACAGGGUCUGGAUGGGUGGUAGGGGGGAGACAACCAAGAACUCUACUUACAAUUGGGACAAAGACUAGAAAUGAGGUGCACAAUUGUAAUAGUAACUUUUCGUAGCUAUUCAUAAAGCAACUUCAAAUGUACUACUUAUCUCUAUGUAGCAGUACCUCAUUCGUCCUUACAAUGUGCUAUCACAAGUCAUCUGUCAUUAUGCACAUAAAAUGACAAAACUGCGAAAAAACACUGAGGUAGGUCACUGUAAAUUUAUGCAGUGUAUUUAUGUACAUCAGCUUAGGAGUUUUCUCUACUUAAUGGUCAUAUGUAAUUGAACAAGAAUCUUCAGCUGUUCAGGAUUUGUUCACUCCAGGAAAACAAGGCUUCAAAUGAGGUUGAGCAUGAAUUCCAGAUAUAGUAGGCCUGUAUUUCAGUGAUCAUGUCAGUGCUGUACAUACCACUGGGUAAUAACAAAAAUAUUAGUAACAUUUAAUGGAGAGUUUUCUAUAUAAAUGUAAAUGAAUAAAUACUAGUUUGUAGUUGGUUGGACUACUAUUUAUUCAUAUUUCAGAUUAGUCAAGACAUUUAACAAGACGAUCUAAAAUCAGUGAUAGUUUGCAGUAACUGUAGAGAUGUAUUUCUUGUGUCUUUCAUUUGGUGUUGCCCACAUGUGUUGUGUGUGAUGUAGGUGGAAAACUUUGUUUUUACUUCAGGUGGGGGGCAUGAUUUCCCACUGCUGUAGAAAGGUCCCAACACUGGGCCAGUGGGGAUAUCUGGAGUAGCAUUGGAAAUCAAACGUUUGUUUUUCAAAGAAAGUUUACCACAUAUUAUAUAUCCUGUACCCUGUAACUUUCAGUUUUAGUGUACAAACAUUAUUGAUUGUGUGUAGGGGUGACAUCAGUCUCUUUUUCACUGUUGUCUGUGAUAUUUGUUUCUUUCACAGAAAUAAAAAGUAUUUUGUAA